Molecule: messenger RNA, 3052 nt
Organism: Dreissena polymorpha
Lineage: Eukaryota; Metazoa; Mollusca; Bivalvia; Myida; Dreissenidae
Product: roundabout homolog 1-like
Exons: 9
Coding region: 72-1814 (580 amino acids)
Source: RefSeq, a predicted model, not a curated record
GGCAUCUUUCACAAUUGGUAUUCACAGUGUGUGUGAAAUAAGAUCCACUAGAAAAUUUUGUGAGAUACAACAUGGAUAAUCGUCUAACAUAUUCUUGGAUCAUUCUUUCUGUGUUAAUAUCAACAAAAGGGACCAUACGGAUAUCAAGUUAUAUUGUGGCCCAUAACAAAUUCAACAUAACAUGUCAAUGGACAGGUCUUGCGACAAACGUAAUCUUUUAUCGUCAAACACAAACAUUGGCGUAUCCGUCUGCCGGUGGGGAGCAUAGUCGAGUUGAUAAUGUUUUACAAGUUACAGAUCCUGAAAAUGAAUGCCAUAUACAAUCAUCCUUAAUUGUAGCGUGCGUCUGUUUCAAAUAUUCGGCGGUUAGUUGUAUUAUAAAUAAUACACUGGAAGAGCAACUUAUUGUACAAUGGAAGUGUGCAAUAUACAUAAACGGGGACAGGAUUUUCAGCAACAUCACAUCUCUUAAAACAUAUGAACCUGCUAAAAUAACAACAUUUCAAGUAGAUGCAUUUCAAGGAGUGUCCCAUGUCACAUUAAAGGAAAACAACACUGCGAUGCUGACCUGUAUUUCUGAAGGUUUUCCUAUACCGGAAAUAAGUCUUAAGAGGGAUACAUUAGCGUUUGGAGCAUCUAUUGUUCAGUCAGAGAUAAGCAUAAGAAGUCAACUAAACAAAACGUUUACCAACAUUAGCCGCCAAAAGACAGGCAAAUAUACCUGUGUUGCUUCCAACGAACAUGGGCAAAGUGAACAAAGCCUUUAUUUGAAUAUAUUAUACCCUCCAUCUGUAAUUCGCACUGACAAUGUGUACAUCAAGGAAGGAGAAGGUCUCAACAUAACAUGCAAAUAUGAACCCGGUAAUCCACCCGAGACGGCAGUACAUUGGAAAAAAGAAGGCAUUAUAUAUUCAAACAAAACAUUACUGUAUCCGAGAGUAGCCAGAACAGAUGCUGGUAACUACUCUUGCAUUGCGACAAACACAUACGACAACGGACAUACCAACUUCACGGGAGUCGAUUUUCAGCGGUUUAUCCUGCACGUUUUAUUUCCAGUGAGCAGAAAAAUUCCUGUUACUGACUUUUCAAACUAUGGAAACGAAGCAAAUAUUUAUCUUGGUGGAGAAGUGACAUUUUCGUUUUCAGCAUUGGCAAAUCCACUUCCGACAAGUGCUGAAUAUGUUUGGCAUAAAUGCAGUGACACCAAUUGUACUGAAAUAACCAACAGUUCCCGUUCUUAUAUAGAGACUUAUAGAGAUUUUAGCAACCUAACGGUAGUCAAUAUAACGGAGUCAGAUUAUGGGAUGUACAUUUUGCAAGUGGGAAACGGAAUAGGAAAGCCUCAUACGGAAGUUUACUUUUUGAAGCGUCUAUCAUCUCUUCCCACAAAACCAAUGACCAACAUGACAGUUAUUGGAUUAUUAGCAGGGUUAAGUGGAACCCUCAUUUUAGUAAUUAUAUUCGUUCUUGCCGAAUAUGUGCACCGACAUUUAACACAAACGGAAACAAUAGACGUCGGAUGUCAGUCUGUUGUUCCAACAACCUCUUACAACGACGACACUACCGUGAAACUUCCUUUCGUGCCCUUAGAUCGGUUGGAUGUUCAAGGCGAGGCCAUUGCUCUUUAUUCUUCAGCUGCACAAUUGGAGAUUUACAGUCAAAUUGAUCUACAGCUCGUCGAAGAGAUGAUAUCUAGAAAUGACGGAUCUACAAACGAGACGCAGCUGGUGACAGAACCAAUUCGAUGUAACGGUGUGGGUCCUCCGGAACCGGAUGAUGAGCCGCAAUACAUCGUUGGUCGUUGUGGCCGCUGACUGAUACUACAAUAAUAAAUUUUGAAAGAUUUUGAAUGUUCACAAGGUGCAUUUCAAUCUACAUAAUAUUGAACUAAGCACAGCGCGAUUGCGUUAAACACAGCGUAUCACAAUUUCUCGAACGUAGCACUUGAAACAUAGAAAGGAUAUAGAGGGAGACAAAGAAGCAAAAUCAAACGUGAUAGUACUGCCAAAUACGGACCAGAUGUUGCAUUUCUUAUAGCUCGACAUUUUUAAUUAAAAAUAGUAAUUGUACAUAAUAAUCCAUUAUUUUAAAAACUCUUUAAUUGAAUAUUUGUCUUUCCAGUUCAGAUUGUCAACUGUAUGUUUGUUUUGAAGUAUAUAAGGCAUUGUUCGUAUUAGGAUGCACAUAAUAUAUUCAAUAAUUACAUGUAUUUCUGCUUUGGGUUGCUAUUUCCUAAAUGUGCUUAAUAUGGACUGGUGAUUGUAUAUAGUAUACGUUAAAUUGAGUGAUAUAAUAUAAUAAGCGUAGUUAAAUACUCAGAUCAUACUUAAUUCAUCACACCCGAUGCGCUUAAUUAAUCUUACAAACUACAUGAACAAAUUGCGGCCUUGCUCAUUGCAUAGUUUAGAACGCAUAUUUGAUAUCAACUGCAUGAUAAUUUAUCAAAUCGUUUGAGCAUCAAUCUACUUUUUGUUGUAUCGUUAUUGAUCGGUCAACAAACAACUAUUUUUCGAUCGGAUUUGUUGCGUGGAGAUUUAACAACAAUACAUUAAACAAUACUAUUCAAUCACAAGAUUCAUUUUACAAGAGUAUACUAUUCAAUCACAAGAUUCAUCUUACAAGAGUAUACUAUUCAAUCACAAGAUUCAUCUUACAAGAGUAUACUAUUCAAUCACAAGAUUCAUCUUACAAGAGUAUUGAGCUAGCCAUAAUGAAAAAUAAAAAAGCUUUUUUUGUUUGUGGUCGGAUUGAGCCUGUUGUUCGACUCCCACAACAUGUCUUCAGAUUAUCAACAAGUAACAUUUACAUUACAACCAUAAAUAUACUGUAAUGUAGUUACUGAGACAUAUUUUUAAAUCGUAUACAUUUAUUUUUCAACAGUGCAAAAUAUGAAGAAUACUUAAAUCACCUGGUGUGUUAUUGGCUUGAUUAUUAUUCGAUUUCUUUCUUAGCGUUGUGUACUUCUUGUCUACGAUUACAUGUCAACGAAGAUGUAUAAAACGUAGGGUCAAUAUUAUUCGACAUACAAAUAUAAAUAUGCAGCAGUUAUUAC